AAGCAGAAGCAAUAUAGAACGGGUGGAUUACUGAGCCUCUAUAAAGGGUCUCUAGUGUAAGAAUACAUCUAAUAUAGUGAGACAGGAGAAAGGACGUAGAAAAAGAUAGGCGGAAAGGACAACAGGUGAAAGGGAGGUAGAAAAGCUGUUGAAGUCAACCUGAAAAGCUGUACUUCAGGUGGCGUUUGUUGACAUGGCACAAGCUGGCCUGGCAUCUUAGUGGGCACCUUGCACACAGACAUGCUGCUAUUUUUCGAGGUCUCGGAAAAGAAAAAAAAUUCUAUUUAAGGGACAUACAAAUUCUAAGGAUGUGACUCAAGUGAAAUUACUUUUUUAGGACAAGGAGGAGACAAAUCAGAUGUCAAUCUGAAGGACUGAGACAAGUAAAGCAUCGAGAAGAAGUAAAAGAGUGUGACUCGGUCUUGAGCAUCUCUUUGAGAGAUCAGUAGCCCCACAAUCCCAAAGGCAGCCACUGGAGAGGACAGAAAAUCACAGGUAAAUUGAGAAGGAAAGGGAAUGAGACAGAGGAAGCAAGUGAAAGAGGCACAGAGGAAAAGGAACCAUUGGGAUCAAGGUGACGUCAGGGGCUCUCAGGAUUGAAGUGCUGAGUCCUCCUGAUUAUAAUCUGAUCUGAUUAAGAAACACAGGGGGAAAUAGCUCCAGAGCCUCUGCAAGCUCCCCGGGGAGCAAGACGCCGUUUUUACCAAGCCGAGAGGCCAAGGACCAAGAACAAAUCCAAAAGAGGAACUUUGGAGCAUCCUACUAAAGAAAGUUAAGGCCUGUAUCUUAAUCAGAACAAGAAGUGGAGCCAACAUUGCUGUUCAGCUUCUUCUCUGGACUUUCAACACUCUCUGGCAUCCAUCUGGGUUGUAAGCCAGGAUGCCCUCCAAUGGCAGUAAAGCCCUCAAGCUACAAUUCGGACUUAUUAAUUAUGAGAAUCGCUAUCUAACAGCAGAGACGUUUGGCUUCAAGGUGAACGCUUCAGCUCCAAGUCUAAAGAAGAAGCAGAUCUGGACUCUGGAGCAGGAUGAGCAGGACGGUCAGGUGGUUUACCUGCGCAGUCACCUGGGCCGCUACCUGGCUUCCGACAAAGAUGGCAAGGUAAGCUGUGAAGCUGAAGCCAAAGAGAAUGACUGCCGCUUUCUGAUUGUAGCACAGUCGGACGGGCGCUGGGCCCUGCAGUCCGAGCCAUAUCUGCGAUUCUUCGGAGGUUCAGAGGACUACUUAUCCUGCUUUGCUCAGACCAUUGGUGAGGCAGAACUAUGGGCCAUGCACCUGGCUCUGCACCCACAGGCAAAUCUGCUUAGUGUGGCCCGCAAACGCUACGCCCACCUAGCAUCUCCAGAGGGAGAGAUUGCUGUGAACGGCAACAUCCCCUGGGGUGUGGAUGCUCUUCUAACUCUUGUGUACAUGGAUGGCAAAUAUUGUCUUAAGACCAGUGACAGCCGCUUUCUGAGCAAUGAUGGGAAAUUGUCCUCUGAAAAUGGUCGUGGGACAGGCUACACUUUGGAACUGAAAUCAGGCAAGUUGGCCUUCAAGGACUGUGAGGGGAAAUACUUGACCCCCAUGGGGCCCACUGGAACGCUGCGCUCUGGACGCUGCUCCAAACCUGGCAAAGAUGAGCUAUUUGAUCUUGAGGAAAGCCAUCCACAAGUGGUGUUUCAGGCCUCCAACAACAGAUUUGUUUCUAUCAGACAAGGAGUGAGUGUCUCAGCCAAUCAGGACGAUGAGACAGACAUGGAGACUUUUCAAAUGGAAAUUGAUAAAGACACAAGAAAGUGCAAAUUCAGAACUAACGAAGGGAAUUACUGGACGCUUGUCGCUCAUGGAGGCAUCCAGUCAACAGCCACAGAAGUCGGUGCCAACACCAUGUUUGACAUAGUGUGGCUCGGUCGACGGGUGGCACUGCGAGCCAGCAAUGGAAAAUAUGUAUGCACUAAGAAAAAUGGCCAGCUUGCUGCAGUCAGUGACUCUGUGGGUGAGGAUGAGCGGCUGAUUCUGAAGCUGAUCAAUAGGCCCAUUCUGAUCCUGAGGGGAGAGAAUGGAUAUGUUUGCCACCAUAAGAACUCUAAUACACUGGACGCCAAUCGUUCAGUCUAUGAUAUAUUUGCACUGCAGUUCAACGAUGGUGCAUACCACAUUAAAGGUGCUGGUGGAAAAUUUUGGUAUGUUUCCACCAGUGGCUUGGUGUGCACUGAUGGAGACACACCUGAAGAUUUCUGCUUUGAGUUCUUAGAGCAUGGACGGAUAGCCAUAAGGGGCAAAAACAGCAAAUAUCUGCGUGGAGACCAAGGAGGCAAUCUGAAAGGAGAUGGAGAGAAUGCAGACAGCUCUUCCCUCUGGGAAUACUGACACCAUCUGGACAUUUAAGGAACUGUCACUCACCUGUGUUAAACUCUUGGAUUUACAUAUAUGAGAAAAAUUAAUUGAUUAAGGUUUAAUAAUUCCACAUCUGUUUCCCCAUCAGUCAGCAUUUGAUGUAGAGUCAGUAUUCAGCAUUACGUAUGUAUUAUUUACCAUUUCUGGUUUAUAGUCCUAUACAAAAUGACUGAGCAUGUGUAAAAAGAAAUCAGACAUGAGAAUAAUUUAUUAUAUCAGCUCACUUUGUCACACUGUUAGGAAAAAUGUUUGAGGUUAUGAAUUUGCUAAGUAUGCUAUUACUGUGGCAAAUCACUUCUAACAUCUCUGUUCAACUUCAAAUUGACACAUUACAAUUCAUUACAGCUGUUUUUCUUUUCUUUUUUCUUUUUUACUUUAAUGACCCAUUAUUGUCCUGCUAUUAUUUAUUAUCAUGCCAAUGUUUGUCAGUUCCAGUAAAGCUUGUUUUAUUCUCUGGGGUUACAAACUGCUGUGUUUGUAAUACAUGGAAAUACAUGGUAUUUAAAUAUAUUUAGGUCUGUCAAAUGAACUCUCCUUGUUGUUUCUUUAAGUUUACUAGCAACUGACAGAGAAGCCAAGCAACCAAGAAUAGAAAAGGCAAUUACUCUGUCUCGCCGAAAUGAAAGGUACUAGGAUUCAAUUUA
This is a messenger RNA of Carassius auratus (goldfish), 3023 nucleotides long. Its product is annotated as fascin-2-like. The transcript is spliced from 5 exons. Gene Ontology annotation, cellular component: cytoplasm; actin cytoskeleton. The record is from RefSeq and is a predicted model, not a curated record. The coding region runs from base 880 to 2352 and encodes 490 amino acids. Gene Ontology annotation, biological process: cell migration; establishment or maintenance of cell polarity; actin filament bundle assembly. NCBI's taxonomy places the organism in Eukaryota, Metazoa, Chordata, Actinopteri, Cypriniformes, Cyprinidae. Gene Ontology annotation, molecular function: actin filament binding; protein-macromolecule adaptor activity.